AUGCUUUUGUGGAUUCACGCACUUUUAUUGGUCCUUCUUUCUUUGUCAGCUUCUUACAAACAGGUUUUGGUAAGGGGUCAAGCUCUCGACACUAGACCACAAACAUGUGCGGAGUGGACAGGUGCCGAAUGCGCUUGGGAACCCAAUCUCCAGGCCAUGAAUGCGGACUUUGGGCGUUUCAAUGAGACCUUCUACGCUUAUGUUGUUCCUGAUGUCGCUACCUUUUACAAUAAGACACCAGGAAGUCUACAACCGACGAUGUCCACAUUCAAAGGGAUGUUUGGAAAGUUCACAAACCUCUCACCAGACACUAUCCGCGUUUCUUGGAUUUCUGGCAAAAAAAAUGAUGCGCCCGUGUACAUUUCCGACGUUUCUCCCUUCGAUUCUGCAGGAACCGCAACCUAUGUGGGUCACCAGUUUAUAGUAACGGAUCGCAAGUCAAACACUCUAUUAACAAAGUGGACGAUGGUGCAAGGAAAUUCGCUGUACUUCUACGACCCUUUUGAUUUUGAUAUUCGGAAAGCUCUGAAGGCGCUGACUGCGGAACAGUUACCGUUGUAUAAUAUGCAGCUCCAAAACAAAAUGUUCGCGGAGCAGUACAAGACUUUUACGGGAACUGACUGGUUGGCUUUGUACAGACAAAAGUUCGCCCCCCGAUUUCACAUGUGGCGAGCCGAUGCGAUCGGACAAACGUAUACAAUCGAAACGAACGAAAUACAUUUCGUCGAUUUCCCAGAUGAGGCCGAGUUAGCCAGGGGAACUUCGAUAUAUGGUCCUCGCCCAGAUGAGCGGGACCGAAUGCGUCGUCUGCGAGCUCGGGAUCCGACCAUGAAUAUGACCAUGACAGUCUUAUCGUGUGUCCCACGUGUGUUUGAAGUCAAGGAUUUCUUGUCAGAUAUGGAAGUAGAGCACCUACUUAAUAUUGCGUCCAAAAGAAAGCUAAAACGAUCAACAAUGCAUGCAGGUGGAUCCUCAGAAGCUACCACCAACGACGACACUCGUACUUCAACAAACGAUUGGAUUCCACGGCACCAGGAUCUGAUAACAGAUACCAUAUACCGUCGCGCAGCCGAUUUGCUUCAAAUGGAUGAAGCUUUACUACGUUGGCGACGCAAGUCAGAAAUCCCAGAGUUUACCGAAUCACAUAUUAGCAUCUCAGAACGACUGCAGCUCGUCAACUAUCAAGUCGGCCAGCAAUAUACGCCACAUCAUGAUUUUACAAUGCCGGGUUUGGUCAAUAUGCAGCCUUCGCGAUUUGCCACACUUUUGUUCUAUCUCAAUGACGAUAUGGAUGGCGGGGAAACUGCUUUUCCGCGAUGGCUUCAUGCGGAUGAAGAAGGCGGAUCACUUAAGGUGAAGCCGGAAAAGGGUAAAGCAAUUCUUUUCUACAAUCUGUUACCAGACGGAAACUACGACGAGAGAAGUGAACAUGCAGCACUCCCAGUGCGUAGAGGGGAAAAAUGGCUCACUAAUUUGGUACGUGCUUCUCGAGCGCUGGAAGUUGAUCCGCUUUCUGGCUCACAAUAA
This is a messenger RNA of Phaeodactylum tricornutum CCAP 1055/1, 1527 nucleotides long. RefSeq lists its product with no specific name. The record is from RefSeq and is a predicted model, not a curated record. The coding region runs from base 1 to 1527 and encodes 508 amino acids. Gene Ontology annotation, cellular component: endoplasmic reticulum. The transcript has a single exon. Gene Ontology annotation, molecular function: L-ascorbic acid binding; iron ion binding; procollagen-proline 4-dioxygenase activity. Gene Ontology annotation, biological process: peptidyl-proline hydroxylation to 4-hydroxy-L-proline. Lineage: Eukaryota; Bacillariophyta; Bacillariophyceae; Surirellales; Neidiaceae.